Girardinichthys multiradiatus is the source of this 1697-nucleotide messenger RNA. It is a transcript of the gene clta, whose product is annotated as clathrin, light chain A. Lineage: Eukaryota; Metazoa; Chordata; Actinopteri; Cyprinodontiformes; Goodeidae. The transcript is spliced from 7 exons. The coding region runs from base 108 to 806 and encodes 232 amino acids. Gene Ontology annotation, cellular component: clathrin coat of coated pit; plasma membrane; postsynaptic endocytic zone cytoplasmic component. The record is from RefSeq and is a predicted model, not a curated record. Gene Ontology annotation, molecular function: structural molecule activity; clathrin heavy chain binding. Gene Ontology annotation, biological process: clathrin-dependent endocytosis; intracellular protein transport; clathrin coat assembly.
UUCGGAUUCGUCCCCUCCUCGCCCUUCCUCCCGUUUAGCUGAUAGCUCUCCGUGGAUCCUACCCCCUGCUUGUCGUUUCUUACGUCUAUCCUGCAGGCUCUCCCGACAUGGAUGAUUUUGACAUGCUGAACGCACCAGCCGCUGGAAACGGCGUGGGCUCCGAAGAGGACCCGGCCGCCGCUUUCCUGGCCCAGCAGGAGAGCGAAAUCGCGGGGAUCGAGAAUGACGAGGGCUUCAGCAUCCUGGACGGCGGAGAGGUUCCUUCGUCGCUUGGAGACUCUAACGAUGGCGCCAUCAAUGGAGAGUUUUAUGGGGAAAGCAACGGCCCAUCAGAUGCCUAUGCAGCAAUCUCCACUGCUGAUCGGCUGCAGGCUGAACCUGAAAGUCUUCGUAAGUGGAGGGAGGAACAAAGAGAGAGGCUGGAGGUGCUGGAUGCUAAUUCUCGCAAGCAGGAGUCUGAGUGGAAGGAGAAGGCCAAGGUGGAGCUGGAGGAGUGGCACGCCAGGCAGAACGAGCAGCUGGAGAAAACUAAAUCCAAUAACAGAGUGCUGGACGAAGACUUCUACAAGCAGCCCUUCUCUGACCUCAUUGGUUAUGUCACACACAUUAACCAUCCUUGCUACCGCCUAGACCAGGCGGCUGAGGAAGCCAUGAUUUCAGAUCUAGAUGAGAACAACCCCGGGACAGAGUGGGAGCGGGUGGCUCGGCUCUGUGACUUCAACCCCAAGUCCAGCAAGCAGGCCAAAGACGUGUCCCGCAUGCGCUCCGUCCUCAUCUCCCUAAAGCAGUCCCCGCUGGUCCGUUAGAGACCAGAGAGCUUGUGGGAAGUCAUUCCAUUACAUGUUUUCUUUUUUUCCACCUCACACACCAACGAACCAACUACUGAAUCCACAUAAUUUAUCUUCCAAAGUGAAGGCCACAGUCCAGUUUUUCCCUUUCCUGCAGGCCUGUAGAGAUUAUCCUUUCUUCCUUCUGAAAGAUUUUUCUCUUCCGACCUCAGACUAGUCGAGACUUCAUGUAUUGUGGCCCAUGUUAAAGUCUUGUUUGAUCUGACCAAACUGUUUGGUCUGUGGUCCUUGAUAACGCUGUAAGGGUGGUGAGUUGGGACACUAAAAGGGAAAGAUUGAUGUUCGUUUGUUUAAGGCUCUCAGCUACACUACAUCCUCCAACACCUCCACACAAUAUCAGAAUGCUGUUGUAUAACCUUGAAAUUUAAGUCCAGUGAAUCUUUCAGUGGCUUCCUGCAUCUUUUGUCCUCCAACAUCUUCAUGUUCUCCUCUUAAUGAAGUAUCAGCGUGCAUUUUCUCUCUAAAUAUUUUUUUUAAUGGACCAAAUUCCCAAACACUUCAAAUUCAUUGUGUACUUUAAAUUGUGUGUAGUGUCCCAUUGGGGUAUAUCAUGUUCAAAUGUCCAAUCUAUGCAUUUGUUUUUUUGGAAGCUAUUUUCCCCUUGUCAGUACUAAACAAAGUCCAAUCAUUACAAAAUGUAUGUGACCUGUUUGUAUGUGUGUUGAAACUCCAGCAGUGUGUAUGUACUUUGAGUGUACCUAUGUACAUAUACAGAAGGCAAUAUAUACAGUAUAUAAAACAUUUGUCACUGAAAUUAGACAUUUGUGGUUUUAAAGACUAGGUCAUAGCCAGUUGACCAUGUGUAUUCAUUGUCCAUUUGAUUUCAAUAUCAGUAAAAAUGAAGAGAGA